AUGGUUCACGGCAACUAUCUAUUCACCUUGCUCUUGGUUUCAUACAACUUCUCGAUUGAGGGUGCUACUCGCGUGGCGUCACUGUACAGCUUCUGUGCCGUCGUUGUGGGAUCCAUCCUAGGAGCUGUCGUCAUCAAACUUCGCCGUCUGAAACACGUCAUCCUGGCAGGCAUUCUCCUGUGGUUUGUGGGAGGUGGCCUAAUCUACCACUACCGUGGAGGCUCAGGCUCAAAAUCCGGCAUCAUCGGUGGAGAGAUCGUCAUUGGUACUGCCGCAGGGUUUUUCUCCUGGCCAACUCUAAUCAUGAUUCAAACCGCGGCACGGCACCAGUAUGUUGGCGUCCUGAUCUCCCUCGUUUUCACUGUCAACUCCAUCGGCCAGGCCUUCGGUAACUGCGUCUCUGGCGCAAUCUGGUCGCAAAGAUUGUUCGACGAGCUCAAGAAAAACCUUGCGCCCUUCAACAAUGCAACCCUCGCCUCGUCGGUCUAUGCUGCGCCCCUGUUUGUGGUACCGGAGUAUGUCAUCGGCUCACCUGAGCGAGACGCGAUCAUUGCCAGUUAUCGAUACAUGCAGCGGAUUCUCACAAUUACGGCGAUCUGCAUUGUCGUCGUCAUGUUCAUUCUUGCUUUAUUCCUACACAACCCUUUACUCUCGGGUCAGCAGACUCAGCCGGAAGCUGAGGGCGAGGAUGCGGCAGCACAGGCCAGAGAGCUCCAAAAACUUCAAGACGAGGCCAAGUGA
Molecule: messenger RNA, 741 nt
Organism: Phaeoacremonium minimum UCRPA7
Lineage: Eukaryota; Fungi; Ascomycota; Sordariomycetes; Togniniales; Togniniaceae
Product: putative siderophore iron transporter 1 protein
Exons: 1
Coding region: 1-741 (246 amino acids)
Biological process (GO): transmembrane transport
Molecular function (GO): transmembrane transporter activity
Source: RefSeq, a predicted model, not a curated record